UCAGCCCAGUCCUCCGCCCCCUCUAGGGAGCUCUGGGAGGAAGCCCCACUAGUAGCCGACUGUUCCUCCAGAGCAGUCGAGAGCUGGGCUCAGCGGCGUACUCGACUCGGACCCAGACCCUCGUCUGGCCAUGGAGGCCUGGCUUCUGUUCCUCCUGAUGCUGUCGCCGCUGCUCCCCGGAGGGGAGGGCUGGCGCCUUCCACUGGGCUCAGACCCCGCGCUGGAGGCCCCGGCUCAGUUUGCGAUGGAGAUUUACAACCGAGGCCGAGAUCCUGGGGCAGCCGCAGUACCGCAGAGCGUCCGGGGGCGGAGCCUGAAGAUGGCCCAUGGGAUGCUGUACUCCCUAGAAGUGACAUUGCAAGAGCCACCUUGCGGCCCCCCCACAGCCUGCAAGGACUCCCAGUCUUCAGGGACCCUGCUUUGUCGCUUUGAAGUCCUGGACCAGAGAUGGGCCAAGGAGACGCUGCUGAAGCAGGACUGUGGCCAGCCUGGGGCCCCGAGUCUUCCUGGGAGUUCCAGCCAUCAGCCUCCCAUCACCCCAUCACAGGGUGACUCAGUGCAGCUGAUCACACUCUUCAAGGAUUUCCUCACCACCUACAACAAGAGCUAUGCCAAUGCCACAGAGACGCAGCGGCGCCUGGGCAUCUUUGCCCGGAACCUGGAGCUGGCCCAGAAGAUGCAAGAGCUGGACCAGGGCUCUGCUGAGUACGGGGUCACCAAGUUUAGUGACCUCACAGAGGAGGAGUUCCGGACUUUCUAUCUGAACCCCCUGUUGAGCAGCCUUCCAGGCCCCGCUCUGAGACCAGCUCCGCCCCCCAAAGGCCCGGCCCCUGCUGCCUGGGACUGGAGAGAUCAUGGGGCUGUCACCGAAGUCAAGAACCAGGGCACGUGUGGGUCCUGCUGGGCCUUCUCUGUCACAGGAAACGUGGAAGGGCAGUGGUUUCUCCGCCGCGGGACCCUGCUGGCCCUCUCUGAGCAGGAACUGGUGGACUGUGAUACCCUGGACCAGGCCUGUGGUGGAGGCCUUCCCUCCAAUGCCUACAUGGCUAUUGAGAGACUGGGUGGGCUGGAGACAGAGAAGGAUUACAGUUACGAGGGCCGGAAGGAGCGGUGCAGCUUUUCUCCUGACAAGGCCAGGGUCUACAUCAACAGCUCCGUGGAUCUGAGCCGCGAUGAAGCAGAGCUCGCAGCCUGGUUGGCCGAGAACGGCCCCAUCUCCAUCGCUCUCAAUGCCUUCGCCAUGCAGUUCUACCGCCGUGGGGUCUCUCACCCCUUUCGGCCCCUCUGCAGCUCCUGGUUCAUUGACCAUGCUGUGUUGCUUGUGGGCUACGGCAACCGUUCCGGCAUCCCCUUCUGGGCCAUCAAGAACAGCUGGGGCCCUGAGUGGGGUGAGCAGGGUUAUUAUUACUUAUAUCGAGGGGCCCGGGCCUGUGGGGUGAACGCCAUGGCCAGCUCUGCCGUUGUGGACUAGAGAGCCUGCUCCCGGCCAGAAUGGGUAACAGCAGCGCCCCCUCUGGGCAGGGCAGGGGCUCAGCAGCUGCCCAGCUUGGCUUGUGACCUCAGAUCCCCUAGACUAGCCUAGGCUAGUGUGGUUCAUCCCUGUUGGUGUAGGUGCCCUCAGCCCUGACAGGGCUGCCCCCACCCCCAUGCCCAGGGCUGUCUGGGGGCAAGGUAGCUUGGUGUGGGGGAGGGAGACCAGGGGUUGAGGGCCCAGCACCAGCCAAGAGCAGCUGGGGGCCCAGAUGGAGCAGGAGGGACAGGAGGUCAGAGGGCAAUAGAAGAGCCCAGAGGAACAGGGGUCCCCUCAAGUGAGGCAGGACCCGGGGAUCUGCUUAAGGAGUUCAGGGGUUGCUGCGUGACUCAGACUUGAAGCCCAGUCCUGUCAUAUUCCCUGCUACUGCCGAUAAGACCCUCCUCUGAACCUCAGUUUCCCUCUCUGUAUGAUGGUGUGAAUUCUCCUUUCUCCCCUGGCUGAGACGAAAACCGUGUCUGUUAUACCUGAAGGCUCAUGCCUGACCACCCUCUAGCACCAAUAAAGAUAGGCCCCCCCA
Dromiciops gliroides (monito del monte) is the source of this 2051-nucleotide messenger RNA. RefSeq names its product cathepsin F (gene CTSF). Bases 131 to 1471 code for a protein of 446 amino acids. Gene Ontology annotation, molecular function: cysteine-type endopeptidase inhibitor activity; cysteine-type endopeptidase activity. The transcript is spliced from 14 exons. The record is from RefSeq and is a predicted model, not a curated record. Lineage: Eukaryota; Metazoa; Chordata; Mammalia; Microbiotheria; Microbiotheriidae. Gene Ontology annotation, cellular component: lysosome.